This is a messenger RNA of Xyrichtys novacula (pearly razorfish), 3114 nucleotides long. NCBI's taxonomy places the organism in Eukaryota, Metazoa, Chordata, Actinopteri, Labriformes, Labridae. The record is from the annotation of a GenBank genome assembly.
AUGUAUUUGAACAGCAGGAAUAACAACAUCAGUGCAGAGAGAAAGAAGAGGAACAUAAAAGGAAAAACAUGUGAGUAGAGACAGAAAUUGAAGUCUGUUUUUUUUACCUCGAUGCCGUAAAUAAAACAUGUAAGUUGAUCAUUUUUUUCCUUCUCAGGGGCUCACUUAAAGUUGAAUUCGACCCGGGAGAAUAUCAUCACCUCUUCACCCCAAAAGGAGGGGAUGAAGCUAGCUCUGACAGAGGAGCAGGAGGUGAUGCAGCACACUGCGCUGGGGAAGGCCGUUCAUGACCUGAGCCACUCAGAGAAGGUGAUGAAUGAUCUGCUGUUUGGACGGCGGGCGGGGUUUUACGAGUUGAGAGGAGAAAUUGGCUCCGGAAACUUCUCCCAGGUCAGAUUGGGAAUACAUGACCUGACCAAAGGUGAGAUGUUUUGUUUUCUUUAGUUUUACAGCUUCAGUGCUCAGGUGGGACUUGUCUCCUUGUCCGUGUUUGUAGAAAAAAGAUUCAGUCAUACUUUUUUCCUCACACACAGGCAGUUUUCAAGCUUUUAAUAUUCACUCUAUCAUUUCUGCUUGAUUCAGAAAGUGCAAAAACAUCAUCAAAAUUAUGAAACAUGGAUAUUUUUUAUAGAUUUGAAACAUUUAGCGGUUUAAAGGCCUCUAUCUGGUUAUGAUGCAACAACAUGCAUGCAUACCAGAGUUGUUACAGUAUGGAUGAUAAAUGAUAAGAUGAUCAUAAAGGCCACACGGUAUCUCCCAGGUAGAAACACCUUUGCACCACUGCAGUGAAACUGGGUCAUUCCAGCUUUCCCACACUGAGGAUAAACAUCCUGCACGUGCGUCAGAUUAGCACUCCUCCUAAUCUGGAGACUGGAAACUAUUUCUUAUAUCUUGUAUGCCUUAUAGUUGGACUUUUGCAUCCGGAAACAAAACCUGUUUUAUUUAAAGUAAAUUAUAAUUGAUUACAUUUACAUUAAGAGUGUAAUAAUCGAGUCACAGGAAUAAUUUUUAUCAUACAGACAUUAAAUGCAUCGCUAGCGGUAACACUUGACUUGACACCUAUCUCUAUAAUGCAUUAUAAAUAAAUGUAGAAUGCAUUAAUAUCACAUUAUUGCACUGUAUAAAUAUAGUUAUAAACACUCAUAAAUGAUCAUAAUGCUUUAUACCAAUAAUCAUAACACAUUAUAAAGCAUCUUAUCAUGACUUACAAGGUCAGGUAUUAUAAUAUGUUGUGCUUAUUGUUAUAAAGCCUUAUGAUAAACAAUGAGUGUUUAUAAUGAUAGUUAAACAAGUUUAUAAGCAAAUUAUAGCACAUAAUAAAUAUAUGUAUAAUGCAUUAACUAUGUGGGCCUUGUCAGUGAGUUUUUAACAGUUAUAACACAUUAAAAUACCUGACCUUGUAAGUCAUGAUAAAAUGCUUUAUAAUGUGUUAUGAUUAUUGCUGUAAAGCAUUAUGAUCAUUUAUGAGUGUUUAUAACUAUAGUUAUACAGUGCUAUAUUAUAACACAUUAUACAUAUGUUUAUAAUGUGUUAUAGAGAUAGGUCUCAGGUAAAAUGUUACCAAAAUAUCUAAUAUCAACUUGUUGCAUGUUAUGUUGAAAGUCUACAAACAUACAGAUAUCCAGAUUAGUCUCAUUCAAAACACCCAGAUCAGCUUAAAACAUCAUAUUACACAAUAUGAAUCUAGUGUGGCCCAAAGCAGAAGUCAAAAAGGGCUGAUCUCAUCAAACCAGCAACCCCCUGAUCUCCACCGUCUUCAGCAAUCAUGUUUAGUAGCUAGUGUAAAAUGUUAUAUUGAUGCUAUUAAAGCGAUGCAUUGUAAUAUAAGAACAAUACAAUGAAAAAAGAAGUAGAGGUUAAGUGUUUUAACUGCCUGUGCUCAUGUCUUCAUCCGCCAGAAAGAGUUGCUGUAAAAAUCCUGGAUAAAUCUCGUCUGGACAAACAAACACAAACUCUCUGUGAGUCAGAAAUCUCCUGCAUGGUGAAGCUGGCUCACCCCAACAUUGUGCGCCUGUAUGAGGUGAUGGAGACGUUCAAGAAGCUCUACCUGGUGAUGGAGUACGCCAGCGGAGGAGAGCUGUUCUCCCGUAUCAGCAGCAGGGGGCGCCUGUCAGACCUGGAGAGCAAGCUUGUGUUUUCACAGGUUCUGUCUGCAGUCAAACACAUGGUAAGAAAACAGAAAUGUGAGGAGUAAAUUAUGUUUUACAGUGACAUAAAAACAAGUGGGUGAUUUCUAAAAGGUUACAUACUGCUUUAUUUUCUAAAUAUGUGAAGGUGAUAGUACCAUAAAGCAACCAAGUAUGAGGGAUUUUUAACCUGUUGGAGCAACGAUCUCACUCUCUUUUCUUUUUUUCCCAGCAUGAUAAUAACAUUGUGCACAGGGACCUGAAAGCAGAGAACAUCUUCUAUACCAGCACCUACUGUAUCAAAGUGGGUGACUUUGGUUUCAGCACGACCUGCCAUCCCAAUGACGUCCUGUACACGUUCUGUGGUUCUCCACCUUAUGCAGCACCUGAGUUGUUCACAGAAAAAAGCUUCUCUGGUCAGUGUGCAGAUAUCUGGGCGCUGGGUGUCUUGCUCUUCUUCAUGGUGACUUCCUCUUUGCCUUUUAAAGCCACAAACACAAAUCUGCUGAGGCGCUGUAUACUGCAGGGCUCCUAUGUGAUCCCCUCUUAUGUUCCUACAUCAUGUCAGGAGAUUAUUAAGGGUCUUCUGAGGCUAGUUCCUGAAGACCGCCUCGCUAUAACACAGAUCAUGAACAGCAGCUGGAUGACAGGUAUUGAAUACCCCCAGGCCUACCCAGUUUGUGCAACCACACCUUCGCACCUGGUUGAGCCGUCGCACAUCCUCAGCUCAGAUGAACUGAGCGUGAAGGCAGCACUUGAGGAUCUUGGUAUUACCAAUGCUCAUCUCUCAAAUAACAGUCUUGACUUAAGAAGUCCCAUAACAGGGGCUUACAGGAUUCUGCUUCACCGCAUCCAAAAGAGGAGAACUGUGGAAGCUGUGGGUUACAGCCAGACAUGCACCAAAGAGUCCCAGGAUAGACCGAGAUUUAGAGCAGCCUCAGAGGGAAUGCUAAAUAAACGCCGAUCAGUGGUCUGUAACGUCAUGUAG